CACACACACACACACACACACACACACAAAAGCACACACACAUACAUAAAUAUACCCAAAGAACAGAAAGAAUUUGUUUUUUUUUGCUUCUACUUUAAUACAGUCUAUUAUUUUGCACGCCCAAAUAUCCUUCUUUCAGGUAUUGAAAAGUUAAGCUCGCUCUAAAAAGCCAAUAAGUUAUAUAAAGAGCAAAAAAGUAAAGUAUAUCACACACACAAGCUGUUAUAGUGAUCAAAAAAGUUUAUCUAUAUACUACAUGAGUUGACAAAAAAAAUUAUAAUAAAAUCAAGCAAAAACAGACCCGAAACUAAAGUUAAGUUUUGUCUCGGUGCUGAGUUCGUGUACGUGUCAGUAUCCAAUAGUUGCGUGAGUUCCGACCAAAAAGAGUAAAAGUUAAGUUUAUCUAUACAUCUGCGCGCCACGAUCGAAAUGGCGAGCAUCGAAUGUCGAAAAAUAACGAGAAAAGUCGUAGUAGUACGCGAGUUUAAGUUUGAGUUGAGUUUACGGACGACAGACGUUUCACGGGCUUUUUUCGUUUGGCCCAAUGAUACAUCAAGAGCGAUCACAAUUAUCGACCCAGGCUGAACAACUGAGUAUUCGCCAGUGAGUUUCUGCCCAGUACGCUCAUUAAAAAAGCUAACACCGAGAAAAGGCAAUGUCAGAUUCAGAGAGUGACGGAUCGGCAGCAAAGAGUUAUUCAUCGCGUUCACGCUCGUCAUCGCCAGCACGGUUUGCCAAUCGCCGGCCAGUCACACCACCAGAUGACGAAGGACCAGCAUCUCCUUCUUCCGACAAUGCGUAUCCGGACUCGCCGUCGCUGAACGGACCAACCUCGCCGAACCUAGAAAGUGGACCGGCAUCGCCGAAUCCCGACAGUGGACCUGCAUCCCCGAAUCCUGAAAGUGAUGAGGAGGAGCACACGUGUCAACAUUCACCGAGGAAUUAUACAGAGUCGCCCGAGAGAGAUGGUUCAUACUGCGACUCGGAUGCUGGGAAUAGGAGGUCAACGCCCGCAUCGCCAUCGCCUGCUUGUCCACACGCGGAUGAACCCGCGUCGCCGAAGUCAUAUGUCUCCGGACCGACAACACCUGCGUCCAGACCUAGUGGUAGUCGACAUAGCACUCCGCCAAGGUCGCCUACUGGCUCUCCUCCCAGUUCGCCACGCAGCAAUUCACCACCAGUGAAUCGUAAACCACCACAUUCACCAUCGCCAUCAGCAAAUCAUGCGAGUGAUUCCGAGGAAGAAAAACACGAGGAUUUAUCGGACGUGUCUGAUCUUGAAAGUGGCGACGAGGAACAUCAUCGCAAUCGAAAACCCAAAACCUCAACGAACGGUCCAAGUAAUCAGGAGGCGUCACCGUCUCCGAAAGACGAAGCCUCGGCAGCAUCAGCUCAUCUGACAGAAGAGACUGAGCAGUUGGAUUUCGAGGCAGAUGGUCAGUGGAAGGAUGUUAAAGAAGAUGGUGAUGGCGAUACGAAGAAAGUUGACAAGGAAAUGAGUGAGUCGCCUAAGGGCAAGGAGAGCGGCGAAAUCCAGGAGAAAGUCAAGGACAAGAAGAGUAAAAAGAAAGAUAAAGACGAGAAGAAAAACAAGAAAAAACAUAAAGAAUCUCGGGAGGCAGGCGAGAUACGCGAUAAGGACGAUGCCAAAGAAGAUGGUGAAAAGGCGGAAUCGGAGCUUGAGGAAGGUGAACUGAGCGACGGAGACGAAGCGCGUCCAGAGGAGACUGAACCGCGGCCGGUAUGUCGUUUCUACAAUCGAGGUCAGUGCACUUGGGGCGUGAGUUGCCGCUUUCUGCAUCCAGGCGUCACCGACAAAGGCAAUUACACGAUGUUUGAUAUGGUUCGCCCAAUGGCUUAUCCACCACCACAUCCACCUCGUGAAUUUCAUCCGCAUAUCGAGCGACCACCUAUGGCACGACCGCCACCUCCGGGUUAUGGCCCACCGCCACACCAUCCUGCUGCUAAAACAGUUAGUGAUGAUCCUUCCUCGGAGAGUGCCUGGGAACGUGGAUUGCGGCAUGCCAAGGAGAUUCAUAGUCGGCGACCUGCAAAGUGGAAGGGGCAGCAAAUUUUAAAAAAGCUAAUUAUGAUGCGCAAAGCAAACAAGCGCAAAGAAUCCGAUAUGGAUUUCGAGGAGAAGAAGAUGAAUCUUGGUUUGGGUCAAGAUGAAUUAGAACGCGAGGCUGGUUAUUAUGUUAGACCUGCGAGUCCUGAGCCACCAGUAGAAAGGUGGCCACCUACGAGAGAAGCGCCACCUCUAAGAAGAGGCGCUCCAAGAACUACACCAGAUUCGUAUGCCGACGAGGAGCCUUAUUAUCAUGCUGGACCAGAGUAUUAUAGCAGUAGAAAAAUACAUUAUCGCGAUUCUCGACCUGCUGGUGGCGGCGGUGGCGAAUAUCGGGAGCGAAUGGAUUACCGCAUGGUAUCAAGUCGAGGUACACCACACUCGAUAUCACCGUCGCCACAUCCACCUGAUGAGCGCGAAUAUUAUCAUCGCACUACCAGUGCCAAAUAUGAGAAAAAGCACAAGCGACCUUCACGCGAAGUGAUUGUUGAACGUAUACCCAGUUCGAAAGCAUGGCGAGAGGAAGAAGUUCCACCAAUUGAACGUGGAAGAGGUGACGAAUGGGCAGACCCAUGGAUGAGACGGAAAUCACCGACUUCGAGGAGACGACAUUCUAGUAGAAGGUCGAGGAAACAAUCUUAUUCGUCAGGAUCGUCGUACUCUUCAUCGAGCUCAAGCCGUAGCUCUAGCCGCACAAGCUACAGUUCUUACGAAUCCGAUCCCAGGUCCCGUUCUCCGUCGCCACCGAGUCGUUCCCGCGGUAAGAAAAUUCCAGUCUCGCCGCCUUCGCAUGCACAUCGAGCGGCAAUGUUGAUGAAUCCACCAGCGCCAACGCCAAGGUCUGGAAGUAAACAUGGUGCGUCACCUUCGUCGGUGUUACAUAGGCGAGCGUUAAAUCCACCAGCACCCAGUCCAUUGGCCGGUCAUCUGAAGCAGAGGGAGAAAAAAGCCGCACUUGCCGCUGCUGCUGUUGCCAAAGUCAUCAAGAGUCAUUCGAGGUCAAGGUUACUACAGGAAAUUGGGGUGGUAUCUCAAAAGAACACAUUGCUGGGCGCUUACUUGUCAGAACUCGAAGCAGGAAGUGACAAGCAGUCAAACACAUCCUCAGGUAGUAGUUCCGGCUCCGAUAGCAGUGGCAGUAGUUCAGAUUCUUCGGACUCGUCCUACUCAUCGUCGUCAUCAGCGGACGUACGCCGUCGUAAAGGUUCACCUCCAACUACUCGAAAGGAGCUCAAAAUAAAAAAAAUUAAAGGAUCAGCCACUGCAGCAGCCGUGGCAGCAGCUGCAGUUGCAGCCGCGAAGAAAAGUUCAAUCGCUGGUAAAAAACGUGCUGCGGAAUCGCCUCCGUCGGCUAAUGCGUCGAAAAAAGCAAACAACAGGCGAGAAGAGUUAUUGAAACAACUUAAAGCUGUCGAAGAUGCCAUCGCGAGGAAACGCUCGAGAGUGUAAUAAUUCCUGCUGUGUUCGCAUGUUUUUUCACUUUAAUAAAGUAAGAAUACAUGAUUGUGUGAUUCAUUGCCGCGUGUUUGUCGCUACAACUUCAAAUAAAUAAAUAAAAUCUAUCACUUCGAUUUCGAUCGUUCACUCGGUAAUUGAAAGUCGGGAGAGAUCUCGUUCCCAGAGCUUUUAAGCUCGUGUAGAUGUAGAAUUGUUUCUAAUUCUAAUCUGUAUAAGUUUCGUCAAUAUAUAUUAUAAGAGAGAGAAAGAGAUUAUUUUAUAAGUAUGAUGAUCAAGAAAUGACGUUUUAUGUUGCAUGAUUCAUUUAAUUACUUUGUAUAAAUUGUGGCAACUGAUGAUACCUCCUAAAAAUAAUAAA
Molecule: messenger RNA, 3884 nt
Organism: Phymastichus coffea
Lineage: Eukaryota; Metazoa; Arthropoda; Insecta; Hymenoptera; Eulophidae
Product: zinc finger CCCH domain-containing protein 18-like
Exons: 10
Coding region: 656-3517 (953 amino acids)
Molecular function (GO): metal ion binding
Source: RefSeq, a predicted model, not a curated record